UUUGUAGGAAAAGGGCAAACUCGGAACAUUUUUCUGAUAAUGCGCUCAAUCGCUCUCGAUGCCGCGCUCCGACUCCGUAAAUUCCGUGCAGAACGCGGGCGAAUUUUGUAAACAAACGUGUGUUUUGGUGUCGCGUAUGGUCGGUUCCGCCAAUUCGGAAUUCACGAAUUGGCCACAAAUGGGCAGCGAAAAUUUUAUCGCUCACCAAGAUGGGGGACUUUGCCACCCUCCGGUCGCAUAAAAAAAAACCGAAAGUGCCGUAUGCUGCAAAAUAUAGUCGCUGAGCACAAGCGGGCUGGAUAACAUGAACUCGGUGGAGGCAAUGGAACUUAUCGAAGACGAUAAUAUAACCGGAGCAUCCGACGAUGACGAUGACGGUGAUCCCAGUAGCCCUGGCAGUGCAUAUGACGACGGAACCAACCUGAUCAAUGUAGCCAUGGAAAAUGAGGUUACGGCCCAGCUGGUCGCAGCCGGUGUUGUCGGAGUGGCCGCGGCCGCAGCAAUCACAUCUUCGAAGAAAAAGAAGCGUCCCCAUUCGUUCGAAACAAACCCUUCCAUCCGGAAGCGACAGCAGAACCGGUUGCUACGGAAACUAAGGCAAACAAUUUUUGAGUAUGCAACCCGCGUCGGUCAGCAGGCGGUGGUUCUGGUGGCAACUCCGGGUAAGCCGAACAAUAUUUUCAAAGUGUUUGGUGCUAAACCGCUGGAGGACGUGCUUAAGAACCUACGCUCGAAUGUGAUGGACAAAUUAGAUGAAGCACUAGCAGCACAGGCACCUCCACGCGUACAGGACGAUCCGUCGCUGUUCGAAUUACCACCGCUGAUCAUAGACGGAAUCCCAACACCGGUGGAGAAAAUGACCCAAGCCCAAUUGCGGGCAUUUAUUCCUCUGAUGUUGAAGUAUUCGACCGGACGGGGUAAGCCCGGUUGGGGCCGGGAUUCGACACGUCCGGCCUGGUGGCCGAAGGAAUUACCAUGGGCAAACGUUCGCAUGGAUGCGCGAACCGAAGAAGAAAAACAGAAAAUAAGUUGGACACAUGCCCUACGAAAAAUAGUAAUCAACUGUUACAAAUAUCAUGGCCGAGAAGAUCUGCUUCCAGCAUUCACUGAAGAGGACGAAAAGGCAAAUGCUAUUGCGACCGCAAAUUCAAACGUUGAGCAAAUAAAAAUUCAGAACUCAAAUGUAAUCACAACCACAACCGGAGGCAACUCCAUUGCCAGUAGCAGCAACACCGGUCAGCACAUUGUCAUCCAGCACCAGCCGAGUGGGACGAUAACGACGAGCGUGCCCCAAACGCAGAUCAUCAAGGAGAUCUCGGACGGGACAAUUCAAAUUCAGACCCAGUCAUCACCAACGCAGACCCUGAACGCGCAGGUUUGCCUCGACUCGAUGGCGCUAAGCGAUGUGGAUUACACGCACACAGUGCUGCAAACAAUUCAAAAUGCCGAUGGAACCAUGUCUAUAAUCCAGGUGGACCCCAACAAUCCUAUCAUCACACUUCCGGAUGGAACAACCGCACAAGUACAAGGAAUCGCUACGUUACAAGCUCAGGGCGACAAUGGCGUCCACACAAUUCAGACCAUAUCCGACGGGCAGGGAGAAAGCAUGUCGGUUGAUUUAACCGAAGCUACUCUCGGUCAGGACGGACAGUUGAUAAUCACCGGUGAAGACGGUCAAGAAUAUUCCUAUUCAGGCUUCCCAGUGAACGUAAGCGGAAUGAUCACCGUUCCGGUGUCGGCCCAGAUGUACCAGACGAUGGUGGCCAACAUCCAGCAACUGCCAAACGGAGAUGGAACCGUUUGUAUAACUCCGAUGCAGGUACAUAGCCCAAACUCGACAGUGAACAUGAACGGUAGGGCGACAGUAGCGACCCAGAACGUGACGCUUUCAGCAAGCCACACUGGCAACAGUAAUCAAAUGACCACAAAUCAGUACCCUAACAACAAUAGCUGUAAUUCAAGUAGCCAGAAGAGGCCUCGAACCGUACAAAAUUCCACCGACGUUAACAGUGUUGAUGUUGUAACUACCAAAAGCGAAGUCGAUGAGCAAAUGUUAAACCAACUUCUAGUAUCAAACCAAAGUAAGAAACAUAGUGUGAUAUCAAAUAAUAACAAUAGCAAUUCUACAAACAACAAUACGAUUAAGAUCAAUCUCUCAAAAGAAGCGGCAGAAUUAGCCAGUCAGAAAUCGAUCCUACCUCCGGGAAUCGUUAUUCAACUGAACAGCAAUCUGUUGAACGCCAAAGAUCUACUGAGCGAGAACUUGUCCGCGGCUAUCGAGAAGCAGGUUCAGCUUGUCAAGCAAGAACUAGUAGAUGCUCAACUGAGCAACAGCUCGAAAUCGACAACACCGCGAUCUCGAAGUCCUAGCGCAAUGGACGAAGAUGAUUAGGAAAACCAUCAGCGAGAUUUCCUAUUUCCAACAGUAUAGCAAAUAUGAUGCCAUCACUACCUUAGUUCAAACAGCCGCCAGCAAGUAGUAGUGUGCCAACGACUAUGUCUCAUAAUUUUACAAGCCGGCAACUGAUCAGCGAUCAUACAAAACACAUGCAGCUGUUGUUUGAUUAGUUGACUGACUGACUGACUGACUGACUAACUAACUGACCACCAACUGUGGCCCAGCAUGACGCAGUUUUCACCACCAUUAUUUUGAUUUUCAAGUAUUGUUGAGGUAGUAGUAAUCAGUUUGUUUUGGUUUCCAAAGUUAUUAUAGUUUUGGAUAUGUUUUGAUACAUCAUUCUGAGUAGCUAAUCGGGUAAAUAGAUUAUGUCUAGUCAUAUAACUACAAAUCCACCUCUGUACCUCGGUUUUCUACUGAAAUCUCAUAACUCUCGUGAAUCACUGCUUCAGUUUUGCUACCUGAAGUAUUAUUUCUUCGCCGCUUGUUCGCACUUUUUUUUUGGUGUGUCACUAUCUCCUCAAAGUCGAUACGAUGCACCAGUAGUUACCGAUACUUUGAAAACAUCACAGCAGGCUUAGAAAACAAAAGCAAAAUGUCUUCGUUCCGCGUGCAAUUCGACAGUUUGCGAUACAAGUGAAUCUACAAAACAUUUACGCCUGCGACGACUUAACUUCUAGAUAGUGAAACAAAUGCAAUUAAAUGUAGUCGACCGAUUAGUCAAUCCUACCAUUUUAUAGCCUAUGAUUAAGGUAUCGAUUAGUGGAAGGUUGUCCUUCAUUUAUUUUGUUUUAGUCGUUGAUUUCACAUUUGAGUUCUUGUGCCAUUUUAUGAGUAUUUGUGGUUUGCAUUAUUUAUUUAUGUCCAUCUGAUUUCGUGUGUGUAUUAGUCAUUUUAUUUCUAAGUUGUUAGUAUUUACGAUAAAUAUAUUAUUUAUAACGGAAUAAAGAAUCAGAUCUUUUUUAAAAAUUUUGGUCUUUUAUUGAUUUGUUGAUUUUCCACGUUUCAGUUUACGGCCUUUCCUUUCCGACAAGUAUGACAGUAGUAGAAACUUCAAACAUACGCUAAUCGCCCUUUUCUUGUUUCU
This is a messenger RNA of Malaya genurostris, 3485 nucleotides long. RefSeq names its product DNA-binding protein Ewg (gene ewg). The transcript is spliced from 8 exons. Gene Ontology annotation, cellular component: nucleus. Gene Ontology annotation, biological process: regulation of transcription by RNA polymerase II. NCBI's taxonomy places the organism in Eukaryota, Metazoa, Arthropoda, Insecta, Diptera, Culicidae. The record is from RefSeq and is a predicted model, not a curated record. Gene Ontology annotation, molecular function: RNA polymerase II cis-regulatory region sequence-specific DNA binding; DNA-binding transcription factor activity, RNA polymerase II-specific. Bases 305 to 2392 code for a protein of 695 amino acids.